ACCCUACUCGCCUGAGGGGGAGGAGCCGAGGGCAUUGUUGGGUCAGAGGGCACGCGCUGCUCGCGGGGGUGGCGUGUUGGGGUCCGUCACAAGCCCCCGUCAGCUGCCGCCCGCAGCUCAGUGUCACCUCAAGCGCCACAGGGUGCGGCUGCGGCUGCCUCCCUUUCCGCCGCCGCCUCCUCCUUCGCCUCCUCACUCACCCACCCUGCCACCGCCGCAGUGGUUGCGCCCGACUCCAGCUGACCGGCCUGGAAUCCCGGCUUCGAGCCCCGGCCUGGACCCCUCCGCCUUGAGCCGCCCCCUCCCCGACCCCGAGACCUGGUGGUGCUGCCGCCGCGGCCGCCGCCAUGGGAGACGCCGGCAGCGAGCGCAGCAAAGCUCCCAGCUUGCCGCCCCGCUGCCCCUGCGGGUUCUGGGGGUCCAGCAAGACUAUGAACCUCUGUUCCAAAUGCUUUGCUGAAAAAAGAAAUCCACACAAUGAAACAGAUUUUCAAAAGAAGCAGACAGACGAUGAAUCCACUCCCAGCACAAGCAACAUCCAAUCGGAUUUGUUCUCUGGAGAAUUAAAUAGUGACAACAGUAAUACCUCACUAUCUACGCAGACUGUUAACUCCAACCAGCAACUUUCGACAGAACUGAAUGUAACUUCAACAAGCAAAGAGGAAUGUGGGCCAUGCACAGAUACAGCUCAUGUCUCCUUAACCACACCAACCAAAAGAUCUUGCGAUUCAGCACUCAUGGAAAAAAGACCAGUCUUUCUUUCAGAUUCACAGUCGGAGAGUGAGGCUUCACCUGAGAAGCGGCCACGGUUACUGAAGGACAGUCAUGAUAGGCCUGAAGAAAUCAGCCGUUCCAAACAGAAGAGCAGACGCAGGUGUUUCCAGUGCCAAACAAAACUGGAGCUGGUACAGCAGGAACUGGGAUCAUGCCGCUGUGGUUAUGUGUUCUGUAUGUUGCAUCGCCUGCCUGAACAACACGAUUGCACAUUUGAUCACAUGGGACGGGGGCGUGAAGAAGCCAUUAUGAAAAUGGUGAAACUGGACCGGAAAGUGGGGCGAUCAUGCCAGCGCAUUGGCGAGGGAUGCUCCUGAGUGCAAGACUCUACAACCAAAUGCCGUUCUCUUAGUUCACUAAUGUUAGCCUUAUUUAGGACAAAGUCAGCCAGACACCUUGUAUUGGGCAAGUUUCAGACUACAGCCAAUCAGUUUCCUUUCUUUAGUCAACCAUCCUGGUACUGUAGUUUAGGGGUUAAUGGUGAUUGACAUUGAUUUCUGGCUGGUUGUUAAGGUGCCUGCUAGCCACCGUAUUAAAAAAAAUGAAGAAAUAUUUUUGAGCAUGGCUAGUGGAUUUUAACAAAAAAUCUAAAGGCUUCUAUUAUGACAGGAGUCAAGCUCUUUAAAAGCCUUAUGCUGGUAAGCUUCCAGCAGCUGAGUAGAAACUGAUGUAAAAGACUGCUAUGUGCACAGCUCUCUGGAAGAAAAUACAUUUAAUAUCCCAGUUUUCCUAUCCUCAUUUCUAGCUAACCUUGAAGGGGUGAAAUGCUGCCAAGACUAGGCAGUGUAGCU
Messenger RNA from Gekko japonicus, 1565 nucleotides. RefSeq names its product zinc finger, AN1-type domain 3 (gene ZFAND3). The transcript has 8 exons. NCBI's taxonomy places the organism in Eukaryota, Metazoa, Chordata, Lepidosauria, Squamata, Gekkonidae. Gene Ontology annotation, molecular function: DNA binding; zinc ion binding. Bases 348 to 1091 code for a protein of 247 amino acids. The record is from RefSeq and is a predicted model, not a curated record.